This is a messenger RNA of Rhodofomes roseus, 222 nucleotides long. RefSeq names its product ubiquitin-like protein. Lineage: Eukaryota; Fungi; Basidiomycota; Agaricomycetes; Polyporales; Fomitopsidaceae. The record is from RefSeq and is a predicted model, not a curated record. The transcript has 4 exons. Gene Ontology annotation, biological process: protein modification process; mRNA splicing, via spliceosome. The coding region runs from base 1 to 222 and encodes 73 amino acids. Gene Ontology annotation, molecular function: protein binding; protein tag activity. Gene Ontology annotation, cellular component: nucleus; cytoplasm.
AUGCCCUUGAUUGAAGUCAUUGCUAACGACCGUCUUGGCCGCAAAGUCCGUGUGAAGUGCAGUCCAGACGACACCGUCGGCGACCUCAAGAAGCUCAUUGGUGCGCAGACGGGCACGGAUCACACCAAGAUCCAGCUCAAGAAAUGGUACACAAUCUACAAGGAUCAUAUCACGCUCGCGGACUACGAGAUCCACGACGGGAUGAGUCUGGAGAUGUACUAG